UCUGUACGGUUUGUAAAUUGCGUUACAACGAUGUGUUUCUUUAGUCAAUUUUUCGCUCAAUAUAAACAAUUGCGCUUGUUUUAAGAAUUUUCGCGCGUAUCUAGAAGAGACUUUAGUGAGUGUAUGCAUAAUGUAGUAUCUGACGUGUCUACGCCAAUGUGUCGAAAAUUGUUUUGGCAUUGAGCGUUGUGAAAUGUCAUUCCGGCAAAUUGCCACAGGUUAUGUCAUAUGCGCGACGGUCGAAUAGUUGAGCAUUUCUGAAAUGGAGAACAGUAAGAAAGAGGUGGAUUUUUAUCGGGACACAUACGUGAGAUAUUUAGGUUAUGCGAACGAGGUUGGCGAAGCAUUCAGAAGCUUAGUACCAAAGACUGUGGUUUGGUUUAGUUACGUACUAGCCAGCGGAUAUGUUGUCGCAGACACGAUGCACAGAGGUGCAAAAGUUUAUCGAACGGAUACUAGUGCGGAGAAAAUCAAAAAUGUUUUAUUGUCCACAUCGGACACCCUGAUAUGGCAGUCAUUUGCAUCUGUGAUAGUUCCUGGUUUCACCAUAAAUAGAAUAUGCGCGGCAGUUCUAUUCGCACAGAAGAAAAGUACAAAUGUGGCUUUGAAAAAGCCUUGGAUCGCAACGCUUAUCGGUUUGGUGUCCAUUCCCUUGAUAAUACAUCCCAUAGACCACGCUGUGGAAGAUGUGAUGGAUGUUACAUACAGGAAAUGGACGGGAUACCAUCCGAACGCGCCUUUAUGUGGAGUAAAACAUGAGUAAUUGAAGCACAUAGCUUAUUAAAAUUAUAGUACGCAAUUACAACCUGAGAGAGGUCACAUGUAUUUAAAUCAUUUACUAAUUAACGAAUUUAAAAAAGGUUUUCUUAUAUUUAUAAUGGAAUAUAUAAUAUAAAGAGACCCUGUGCGCGAGCGUAAUUAAAUUUA
Molecule: messenger RNA, 927 nt
Organism: Pseudomyrmex gracilis
Lineage: Eukaryota; Metazoa; Arthropoda; Insecta; Hymenoptera; Formicidae
Product: mitochondrial fission process protein 1
Exons: 3
Coding region: 263-763 (166 amino acids)
Biological process (GO): mitochondrial fission
Cellular component (GO): mitochondrion
Source: RefSeq, a predicted model, not a curated record